CUAAUGGUGUUGGUAUAAAUAAGAGGUGUGCAGCGCGCCGAGGGCCCUAGAGGCGCGCUGAGAUUCAGAGAGGAGGCAACCGCCGUCAUGACCGCUUCGUCAAUGGCACACGGCGCAGGAAAUCACCGUGCAAGAGAGGAGAGGAAGCUGAGGAAGCCGGCGAUCGAGCGAAAACGACGUGAGAGGAUAAACAAUUGUUUGGAUCAGCUGAAAGAGACCGUCAUCCACGCUUUCAGACUCGACCAAUCCAAACUUGAGAAAGCGGACAUUCUGGAGAUGACAGUGAAACAUCUGCAAAACCUCCAGUCUAUGCAAGUCAAUGAUCCCCUGGAGGCCCAGCAGAAAUACAGCACAGGGUACAUCCGGUGCAUGCAUGAGGUGCACAACAUGCUCCUCACAUGCGAAUGGAUGGACAAGACUCUUGGCUCCCGCCUGCUCAACCACCUGCUCAUGUCCCUGCCCAGGUCCACUGAAGAGAGCCCUCUCCAGCCCACUCCGAGACCCGAUGUCCCAAUUCUGGCGGGUCACGGCACCCAACCCCCCAGCAGCCCCGUCAGGGGAGACCUGAGGCAGCCCCGUCAAGAGAGGGCAGUGCUCCACAGCUCCCACUUAGGGAUGCUGGAGAUGUGGAGGCCCUGGUGAAGCUCUCAAUCCCACGUUAGGCCAUGGUCUGCUAUGUAUCUUAUAGAUAUGCUGCUCAGAAGACAAACAUUUUGUUCCGGUCAUCAUUGUUGUACAGUAGACAUGCUCCACUGAUUCUACACAGACCUCUGCUCAGUACUUCCCUCCGAAGUUGACUUGUCGUAGCCUGCUUGUAGAAGGCGCCUAUUAAUCUUUCAUGUAUUUAUUAUUAACAUGAUAUUUAUUGGGUAUUAUAAUGUAUGCUCUGUUUCUUUUCUUGUUCUUCUCUCUUUGCAUUGCAUAGGUUUUCAUGUCUGAUCCUGCAUUAACACCAGUGAUAAUAAACGUGUCCUGUUUAACA
This is a messenger RNA of Nerophis lumbriciformis (worm pipefish), 982 nucleotides long. It is a transcript of the gene her8.2, whose product is annotated as hairy-related 8.2. Gene Ontology annotation, molecular function: DNA binding; protein dimerization activity. Gene Ontology annotation, biological process: regulation of DNA-templated transcription. The record is from RefSeq and is a predicted model, not a curated record. Lineage: Eukaryota; Metazoa; Chordata; Actinopteri; Syngnathiformes; Syngnathidae.